AUGGAUCAAGCUGAGGAUUCAGACUCGGGAGAUGACGUCCAAGCGGGGCGUCGGAGGCGGGCACGGAACAGAGACCGAAAUCAUGGUGAGUACAAGAUUAAAUUAGAUAUACCCUUUUUCGACGGCAAACUGCACAUCGAAGACUAUUUAGAUUGGGAACGGUCUGUCGAAAAUUUCUUUGAAUACAUGGAAAUUGAAUCAGAAAGACAGGUGAAAUAUGUGGCAUGUAGACUUAAAGGCGGAGCUAGUGCGUGGUGGCAACAAGUUCUGCAGACUAGAAGAAGAGAAGGAAGGAGACCGGUUCGCAGUUGGCAGAGAAUGAAACAACUAUUGCGCGGACACUACCUGCCCACGGAUUAUGAGCAGAUGCUCUAUAUGCAGUACCAGCAAUGUUCACAAGGACAACGAUCAGUGAAUGACUAUACGGAAGAGUUUUAUCGUUUAAGUGCACGAAAUAACUUGAACGAAAAUACCAAUCAGUUGGUUGCAAGAUAUAUUGGGGGAUUGAAGGAAACAAUACAAGACAAGCUGGAAUUAAACUCUGUGUGGUCGUUGUCGCAAGCCGUUAAUUAUGCGUUGAAGGUAGAAAUGCAACUUCAACGACACAAUCGUCCCACGUCAUCUAGAAGAAAUUUAGAGCAGACAGUAGACAGUGCAAAGCAAACUUAUUCCAAUGUUAAUCAAAACAUGAAGCAGCCAAUUACUAAUGCAGGAAGUGGCGGUUCUAGCAGUGCAGUUGCCAAGGCCAUAGACCCAAAAACAGUGCAGAAAUUCCGAUCUCCUCUGGCUCAAGAAAAUCCAUAUGCUAAGCCCACUAGUGUCAAAUGCUUCCGUUGUUUCCAACAAGGACAUAAGUCCAAUGAGUGUCCGACAAGACCCCAAUUACAAUUAGUUGACGUCGAAGCAGAAGAUGGGGAAGAUGAAGCCGAGGCGGAAGCAGAAAAUCAAGUUGAAGAUGUAUCCGGAGAUGUGGGGGAGCCUCUUAUUUGUGUGCUGGAAAAGUUGUUGUUGGCACCAAAACAACCAAGCAAAUCGCAACGCAAUGCCUUAUUUCGAACCAAAUGUACCAUUGGCGGUAAGGUGUGUGACUUACUGAUCGACAAUGGAUGCACGGAGAAUGUGGUGUCGAGAUCUAUGGUACAGGCACUGCAACUAAAAACCACAAAGAAUCCGAAUCCGUACAAGAUCAGCUGGGUUAAGAAGGGCGUGGAAUUGGCCGUGACAGAUUUAUGCAAGGUGCCGUUCUCAAUCGGCAAAUACUAUGCUAGUGAGGUACUAUGUGAUGUGCUUGAAAUGGAUGUUUGCCAUGUCAUCUUGGGUAGGCCGUGGCAAUAUGAUGUGGGCGCAAUUUAUGAUGGAAGAGCCAACACUUACGCGUUCGACUGGAAAGGACGCCGUCUGAGAUUACUGCCUAAUGUUGGACAGGAUGCUAAAGUGCCUCAAGGCAACAAUGCUCUUCACUCGGUUUCAGUAGCAGCCAUGAUGACAGCUUGGAAGGAGACAUCCAGUAUUUUGGCAUUAAUUGUUAAAGAAGUGGCUGAGAACACUUCUAUGGCCAAAACACCAGUGGAAAUGCAGAAGCUAAUUGAGGAGUUCAAUGACGUUUGCUCGGAACGUUAG
Molecule: messenger RNA, 1620 nt
Organism: Dendrobium catenatum
Lineage: Eukaryota; Viridiplantae; Streptophyta; Magnoliopsida; Asparagales; Orchidaceae
Exons: 1
Coding region: 1-1620 (539 amino acids)
Molecular function (GO): nucleic acid binding; zinc ion binding
Source: RefSeq, a predicted model, not a curated record